CGCGCCGGGGUGACGCGGGCGGGCGGCGCCGGCGGGAACGCGCCCGUCGCAAGAUGGCGGCGGCCAUGCUAGGCCGCGGGGCCGUGUGUGCGCAGCGGACGGCGGCGGUGGCGCUGCCCCGGCGGCAGGCGCGGCGGCGGCGCUAGCCCGGCCCUCGGCCCCAUUUCGCGGUCGUCACCACCGCCUCUCCCUGCCUUGCACGGUAUGGACCUGCCCGUGGGCCCCGGCGCGGCGGGGCCCAGCAACGUCCCGGCCUUCCUGACCAAGCUGUGGACCCUCGUGAGCGACCCAGACACCGACGCGCUUAUCUGCUGGAGCCCGAGCGGGAACAGCUUCCACGUGUUUGACCAGGGCCAGUUUGCCAAGGAGGUGCUGCCCAAGUACUUCAAGCACAACAAUAUGGCCAGCUUCGUGCGGCAGCUCAACAUGUACGGCUUCCGGAAGGUGGUCCACAUUGAGCAGGGUGGCCUGGUCAAGCCAGAGAGGGACGACACUGAGUUCCAGCACCCGUGCUUCCUGCGUGGCCAGGAGCAGCUCCUUGAGAACAUCAAGAGGAAAGUGACCAGCGUAUCCACGUUGAAGAAUGAGGACAUAAAGAUCCGCCAAGACAGUGUCACCAAGUUGCUGACUGACGUCCAGCUCAUGAAGGGGAAGCAGGAGAGCAUGGACUCCAAACUUCUGGCCAUGAAGCACGAGAACGAGGCCCUGUGGCGGGAAGUGGCCAGCCUGCGGCAGAAGCACGCCCAGCAGCAGAAAGUCGUCAACAAGCUCAUCCAGUUCCUCAUCUCACUGGUGCAGUCCAACCGGAUCCUGGGGGUGAAGAGAAAGAUCCCCCUGAUGCUGAACGACAGCAGUGCGGCACAUUCCAUGCCCAAGUACGGCCGCCAAUACUCCCUGGAGCACAUCCAUGGCUCGGGCCCCUACUCGGCUCCCUCCCCGGCCUACAGCAGCUCCAGCCUCUACUCCCCAGACACCGUCGCCAACUCCGGACCCAUCAUUUCCGACAUCACCGAGCUGGCCCCCGGCAGUCCUUUGGCCUCCCCAGGCGGAAGCGUAGAUGAGAGGCCAGUGUCCAGCAGCCCCCUGGUACGCGUCAAAGAGGAGCCCCCGAGUCCUCCUCGGAGCCCCCGGGUGGAGGAGGCCAGUCCUGGACACCCGUCCUCUGUUGUGGAGAUACCCCUGUCCCCGACCGCCCUCAUUGACUCCAUCCUGCGGGAAAGCGAGCCUGCCCCUGCCACCCCGGCCACACCCCUCACGGAUGCGGGGGGCCGUUGCCCCUCACCCUCGCCCCCACCUGCCUCGGCCCCUGAGAAGUGCCUCAGCGUAGCCUGCCUGGACAAUUUGGCUCGCGCUCCACAGAUGUCUGGGGUCGCCCGCCUCUUCCCCUGCCCCUCCUCUCUUCAUGGCCGAGUCCAGCCAGGGACCGAGCUCAGUGACCACUUGGACGCCAUGGACUCCAAUCUGGACAACCUGCAGACCAUGCUGACAAGCCACGGCUUCAGUGUGGACACUAGCGCCCUGCUGGACCUGUUCAGCCCCUCAGUGACAGUGCCCGACAUGAGCCUGCCCGACCUUGACAGCAGCCUGGCCAGCAUCCAGGAGCUCCUCUCUCCCCAGGAGCCCCCCAGGCCCCUUGAGGCAGAGAACAGCAGCCCUGACUCAGGGAAGCAGCUGGUGCACUACACGGCGCAACCCCUGUUCUUGGUGGACCCGGGCUCCGUGGAUAUGGGAAGCAGCGACCUGCCCGUGCUCUUCGAGCUGGGGGAGGGUUCCUACUUCUCGGAGGGGGACGACUACGCAGAUGACCCCACCAUCUCCCUGCUGACGGGCUCUGAACCCCCCAAAGCCAAGGACCCCACUGUCUCCUAGAGGCCCCAGGGCGAAGGCUGGGCGUGGAGCCUGCUCAGCAGCGAGGGCCCCAGCCCUGUGUGCCGUGGCAGCUCGAGGCCUUACAGCCACGCUUGGACUGCCCCUCGCUGUGGCCGUUCCCAGGCAGGAUUGUAUUUUGGAUUUUUACAUGAGAGUUCCCCUUGCCCCUUCAGUAGAGAGAAACACAUACAUGGACAGACAGACGGACGAGACUGGCAGAGACCUAUAAACGACAGGCUCUACA
Molecule: messenger RNA, 2113 nt
Organism: Leopardus geoffroyi (Geoffroy's cat)
Lineage: Eukaryota; Metazoa; Chordata; Mammalia; Carnivora; Felidae
Gene: HSF1
Product: heat shock transcription factor 1
Exons: 14
Coding region: 205-1869 (554 amino acids)
Biological process (GO): regulation of DNA-templated transcription
Molecular function (GO): sequence-specific DNA binding; DNA-binding transcription factor activity
Source: RefSeq, a predicted model, not a curated record